AUGAAGUUAAAUUUGUUUAAGCGGUCUAUGAUCUUUGCUACUUUUUUCGGUUCGUGUUUGUGUAUUGCUUUAAUUGUUGCGUCAUUGGGCACAACACAUUGGAUUGAUGCGAGAGCGCGAAGGACUUCAAAUGCCCUUGAAUCCGAUGGCAGGAUUAGCUUCGGUUUAUUUGAAGGGCAGAAGGAGCUCAACUUCGGAUACGGGUUGAGGAAUCGUAAUUUUAGUGUAAAAGCGGGAACACAUCCAGCGCGUAGAUGGGCAUGGUGCGGUACUGCCGGGUUACUAGCCGCCUCACUAGUAUCCGCGGGAGGUGCUUGCAUACUGGCAGCGCUUGGUUCUGCGGCGAGAGCAAGAUGCUCGCCUCGACCUUUACUCGUCAGCAAUUCUUUAUCUGUUCUGUUCAGCCUGGGUGCAAUAGCGGUAUGGCUAACAGAAUACUUUCUAAGACUGCAGUACAAUGUGAUGUCAGAUGAAGAUCUAGCGAUGACCUGGUCUUCUGACGGCACUGCCGACCUAGGACUUUCUUUUUGGCUGGUAGUGGCAGCAAGUAUCGCCGCGUUCGUCAACAACGUUUGUAUUCUCAUCGCUAUGUCGGACGGGCGGGACGUCGACACAAUAGCGCCUGCACUAGAAGAGAAAGUGAAUGGAGCUAUCAUGCUUUAUUAA
Messenger RNA from Arctia plantaginis, 666 nucleotides. The record is from the annotation of a GenBank genome assembly. NCBI's taxonomy places the organism in Eukaryota, Metazoa, Arthropoda, Insecta, Lepidoptera, Erebidae.